This is a messenger RNA of Planococcus citri (citrus mealybug), 1686 nucleotides long. RefSeq names its product mitochondrial import inner membrane translocase subunit TIM44. The transcript has 5 exons. Gene Ontology annotation, cellular component: mitochondrial inner membrane. Gene Ontology annotation, molecular function: protein-folding chaperone binding. The record is from RefSeq and is a predicted model, not a curated record. Gene Ontology annotation, biological process: protein import into mitochondrial matrix. Lineage: Eukaryota; Metazoa; Arthropoda; Insecta; Hemiptera; Pseudococcidae. Bases 249 to 1568 code for a protein of 439 amino acids.
AAUAAAUUUUCCAUUUCACCGCAAUACCGAAAUCAAUUUAAAACGUUUUGUACUUGUACUUAUGACCGAAGGAUACAUCUAUUUUUUAAAUCAAUUUUCAAAUAAUGACAGAUUUAUGUGAAUAUUCAUCACUGGUUAGCUUCUGUUCGUCGUAGUAAUAGGAUUUUUCGACUGACGCUAGUUCAAUUUUCAAUCGUUGAAGCAAUAUGUUUUAGUCUUAAAAUCACUUAUCAGAACCAUACUUCAAAAUGUUUCGAAUUUCGGCAAACCUUAUUGAUAUUCAGAUAUCUCGACGACUAUCCUCCGUCAGAAUUUCUAAUCCAGUUCUCAGUCAAACGUGGAAUCGAAGAAUUGACCAAUGCAAUGCAUACUCCUCGCAACCUCAAAAACAGUCUGGAUUCAUCGGUAAAUUUUUUGAUAAUAUUAAACAAGAAUUUGCUAAAAAUAAAGAAAUGAAAGAAAACCUAAAGAAGUUCAGGGAAGAAGCGCAUAAGUUAGAACAUUCAGAUGCAUUAAAGAAGGCCAGGCAAAAGUACGAAACAGUAGAAAGUGAAGCCUCUAGAAGUACAGAAGUUUUAAAAGAAAGACUGGGUUCGAUUAAACAUAAAGUACAUGAUGUAAUCGAAGAAGCUUCAAAAUCAGAUUUAGCGAAAAAAGCAGAACAACUGAAACAAGAGAUUAGUAAAACUGCCGGAAAAGCCGCUGAAUCUAUUUCAGAGAGCGGUUCUAAAAUCGGCAAAACUAGCGCUUUUCGCACGAUCUCACAAACAGCCGAAGCUGUUAAAAAAGAAAUCGACGAUUCUUCUUUUGCUGGGAACGUUUAUCAACCUCCUACCAAACUACGAAAAAGAGUAGAUGCAACGAUAGAUUCAGCGAAUAUUGCUCCUAAUGAAGAAGCCACCGGCGUAGAAUUGCAUAAAGAUUCCAAAUUUUAUCAAAGUUGGCAGAAUUUUAAGAAUAAUAAUACUACAAUAAACAAAAUAUUAGACUGGAAAAUUCAAUAUGACGAAAGCGACAAUCCUGUCGUCAGGGCAUCACGUUUCGUUACCGAUAAAGUUACCGAUAUUGUUGGCGGGCUGUUCCAAAAAACCGAGUUAUCAGAAGUUUUGACAGAAAUUUGUAAAUUGGAUCCAAAUUUCGAUAAAGAAGAAUUUUUAAAAUUAUGCGAACGUGAUAUCAUACCAAAUGUAUUAGAAGCCAUAGUCAGAGGAGAUUUGGAAAUUUUGAAAGAUUGGUGUCACGAAGCUCCCUACAAUGUUAUUUCCGCUCCUUUGAAAGAAGCUAUAGAGAAACAUUUGAUAUUCAAUUCUAAAGUUUUAGAUAUUGAUAAAACUGAUUUAGUAAUGGGUAAAAUUAUGGAUCAAGGACCAGUGUUGAUAAUUUCUUUCCAGGCCCAACAAAUUAUUUGCAUGAAAGAUAAAAACGGCACAGUUGUUGAAGGAGAUCCAGAGAAAAUACUCAGAGUGAGUUACGUCUGGGCUCUUUGUCGAGAUACUAGCGAAUUGAAUCCUAGAGCUGCAUGGAAAUUAUUAGAUAUGUCGGCGAAUGUGAAUGAACAAUUAUUAUAGAAAUUAUCUCGUUUAAAUGAAUUGAAUGUUGCAAAUUUUCUUUUAUAAUUAUUAUUUUCCAGAAAGACUGUUGUCUUCGAUAAGAUCUUUUUUAAUUAAAAUGUUUUCAAAGGUUUUA